Telopea speciosissima is the source of this 1570-nucleotide messenger RNA. RefSeq names its product DEAD-box ATP-dependent RNA helicase 15-like. The record is from RefSeq and is a predicted model, not a curated record. The transcript is spliced from 12 exons. Gene Ontology annotation, molecular function: RNA binding; ATP binding; RNA helicase activity. The coding region runs from base 102 to 1388 and encodes 428 amino acids. Lineage: Eukaryota; Viridiplantae; Streptophyta; Magnoliopsida; Proteales; Proteaceae.
UUUUCCUCUUCUGUCUUUAUCUUUUCUUUUUCUCUUUAUUUUUUCCUUGCAGACUCUUUAAUCCCUAACCUUUAAUUCUAACCUUCUCGUGGAUUCAAAGAAUGGGAGAAAUAAAGGAAACCGAUGCUUACGAGGAAGAGCUUCUCGACUACGAAGAAGAAGAGGACAAGGCCCAGGAUUCCGUCGCGGCCAAGGGCGCCGGUGAAACAGCGAAGAAGGGCUAUGUCGGAAUUCACAGCUCGGGAUUCAGAGAUUUUCUUUUGAAGCCAGAACUUCUGCGAGCAAUUGUUGACUCAGGAUUCGAGCAUCCUUCAGAAGUGCAACAUGAGUGCAUCCCUCAGGCCAUCUUGGGAAUGGAUGUCAUCUGCCAAGCAAAAUCUGGAAUGGGGAAAACAGCUGUCUUUGUUCUAUCAACUUUGCAGCAAAUUGAGCCUGUUGCAGGUCAAGUUGCUGCCCUUGUUUUAUGCCAUACGAGGGAGUUAGCAUACCAGAUUUGUCACGAGUUCGAGAGAUUCAGUACCUACUUGCCAGAUAUCAAGGUUGCUGUCUUCUAUGGUGGCGUCAACAUCAAAACUCACAAAGAUUUACUGAAGAAUGAGUGCCCUCAUAUCGUUGUUGGAACACCUGGGAGGAUAUUGGCACUAGCAAGAGAGAAGGACCUCUCAUUGAAGAAUGUCCGACAUUUUAUUCUUGAUGAAUGUGACAAGAUGCUCGAGUCACUUGACAUGCGGAGAGAUGUCCAAGAGAUUUUCAAGAUGACCCCACAUGACAAGCAAGUUAUGAUGUUUUCGGCAACACUCAGCAAGGAGAUUCGCCCUGUUUGCAAGAGAUUUAUGCAAGAUCCUAUGGAAAUUUACGUUGAUGAUGAGGCCAAGCUGACCCUCCAUGGUCUUGUACAGCAUUACAUUAAAUUGAGUGAGCUGGAGAAAAACCGCAAGUUGAAUGACCUACUUGAUGCCUUGGACUUCAAUCAAGUUGUGAUCUUUGUCAAAAGCGUGAGUAGGGCAGCUGAGCUCAACAAGUUACUGGUGGAGUGCAAUUUUCCAUCUAUCUGCAUCCACUCUGGAAUGUCGCAGGAGGAAAGGUUGACACGUUACAAGGGGUUCAAGGAGGGGCAUAAAAGAAUUCUUGUGGCAACUGAUUUGGUGGGCAGGGGAAUAGAUAUUGAACGUGUCAAUAUUGUUAUCAACUAUGACAUGCCAGAGAAUGCUGACACCUACUUGCACAGGGUGGGCAGAGCUGGCAGGUUUGGCACCAAAGGACUUGCAAUUACAUUUGUCUCAUCAGCUUCUGACUCUGAUGUUCUCAAUCAGGUUCAAGAGAGGUUUGAAGUCGACAUAAAAGAACUCCCAGAGCAGAUCGACACAUCUACUUAUAUGCCAUCUUGAUCGAAGUUAUUUUGCUGAAGUUUAGUAAUUCUAUUUAUUUCAAGAAUCUGGGAGUUGGGUAAUUGUAAGAGCUGUGGUGAGGAUUUGGAUGAAUUCUUGUUCAAUCAAUCAAUUGGGAGGUGCUCCAUUUUCAAUGGAUUCAAUGCCUGAGAAGGUUUGUUGUUGGAGAGGAAAAAGGGGGG